Aspergillus uvarum CBS 121591 is the source of this 387-nucleotide messenger RNA. RefSeq lists its product as uncharacterized. The transcript has a single exon. The coding region runs from base 1 to 387 and encodes 128 amino acids. NCBI's taxonomy places the organism in Eukaryota, Fungi, Ascomycota, Eurotiomycetes, Eurotiales, Aspergillaceae. The record is from RefSeq and is a predicted model, not a curated record.
AUGAAUAACGGGUGUUGUCCAGUUCGGCACGAGCCGGUCUAUGGAGGCUUGUCCGACGCCCACCCGAAGCCUCUUCCGUUGCGCUAUGCUUACCAUUGCCUGGCGGCCUGGCUGGGCCUGGUCAUCUUUAUACCGUCGACGUGGCUGAUUGGUGCCGACGAGCGGCGCUCUGACGCCACCGUCAAGCCUCUUCAUCAUAGUCUAAUCAAAACAGUCAAGGGCAGAGAAACUCCAACUCUUCACUCGUGGUCGAUUAAUUGUAGCCUUGUGAGGCUUUGGCUGCGACCAAGACCGGCGAUUACGACAGCCGAGUUUCGGCGACAGGACGCGUUGCCGGGAUUCUGGGCCGGCAACGGCUCGUUCAGCUGCGCUGCUCUUUCCACGUGA